This is a messenger RNA of Trichoderma reesei QM6a, 594 nucleotides long. RefSeq lists its product as uncharacterized. Gene Ontology annotation, biological process: tRNA threonylcarbamoyladenosine modification; telomere maintenance via recombination. The record is from RefSeq and is a predicted model, not a curated record. Gene Ontology annotation, cellular component: cytosol; EKC/KEOPS complex; nucleus. The coding region runs from base 1 to 594 and encodes 197 amino acids. NCBI's taxonomy places the organism in Eukaryota, Fungi, Ascomycota, Sordariomycetes, Hypocreales, Hypocreaceae. The transcript has 3 exons.
AUGGCCUUCGAAAUCGUCCAGCUCGAACACGUGCCGUCAUCUUACCGCAUCCACCUCGCCCUCUUUCGCAAUGUAAAGAAUGCCGGCUUCCUGCACCAGCAGCUCCUCGCGCGCAAUGCCGACUUCGAAUACGCCUUUAUCGAUGCGUCUACGAUUGUUUCGCGCGUCCAUCUUCUCUCCGCUGUGUUCAAGGCCGUCAACAGCUCCGUCAACGGCACGCUACGCACACCAAACGUCCACUCCGAAAUCGUCGUGUCACUGAGCUCCUCCAGCAAUAUCGCUGAUGCAUACCGCCGAUUUGGCGUAUCGCCAUCUACAUCCGACCUCUUCGUCGUCAAAGUCACCUUUCCCAGCAGCGCCACCCCCGAGCCUCCCUCCGCAGACUCCAUCUCGCAGCACCUCACAGACAACGUUGAGGGAGACGCUGUCCCCGCCACCAAUGAGACUAUCCAGACGAUUACCGACGUUCGAGCCGUGCGCAAGAGCUACAAGCUCAACGGCUUGGCGUGGUUGGACGCAAUCAAGGACGAGUUGUUGAAGCGUCAAGAAAUGGAGAGGCUCAUCCUUGGAGGUAUGGCGCUGCGGGGGGUGUGA